AGGGGACUCAACUGAAACUUCAACUCACUUCAAAUGCCUCCAAAUGCGUUCAUGUAUGUGUGUAUGAUCCAGGACCCCCCUACUCGUAUUACGGAUCUGAAAAUCAUUUAGUGACUCAAAUGAAGUUUCUAAAUUCCCACCUCAUUCAAACCACGAAUGUCUACUAGCAACGCAUGCAAACUGUUUGUUCCAACGGUUGAUUCGGUUGAGAAAAUCUACUCAGAAGAGUUGAAAGAAGUUGCGAAACAGCAUUUCAACACGAAACGAUAUCACGUUGCCCUUUCAAUAUACACUUUUGUGUUGGUGCGAAGAAAAGGUUGUGCUACGACGGAGCUACUGAGGACCAUCAGGUGUAAUCGUGCGGAAUGUUAUUAUCAGCUUGGCAGCUAUCAUUCAUCCGUUUCAGACUGUCUGGAAGUCAUCGACUCCGCAUCAUCCCCGUAUAGUAACCUAGCCAUUACCCGAAAAGCAUACUUCCGCCUUGCUCGCAGUCAUAGGGGUUUGCGACAGCCCACCGAAGCCCUCGAGGCACUAGAAAGCUCGAAAGAGGUGACCGGUAGAUUCAACGAAGCAGAGCAAAAACUCUACAAUGACCUUCUCGCUGCGAAAGCACAGCAAGAUCGAAGAAGAGAACCUCACCUCCGGGCUUCACCACCUCAAGAGCAAUUUGAGGUUAAUGCCAACCAGGGCGACAGCUCUGACACUUGCACUGUCCACUAUCUGAUAAAAUUCCCGAACACAGGAGACUGCCUUAGUCUUUCAGAAAUAGCUCCCGUUAGGUUGAUCCAACGCCCAAUCCGCGACGACAUUCACGCACUCGAACUAGAUCUAUACAUGCGUUCGCUAUUCUUGAAACGUGGGACAAGUAUCCUUGCCUCUCGUCGUUGGUUUUGUGCCAUGUGUGAUCAAGAUGCCAAAACGAUGAGGCAGGAUCACUUACCGGAAGUCGAUCCUCAUGUUAUGGACCCACCCGUUGUAGCAGCAGAAGCUGUGCCAUUUUGUGGAGAGAGUUGUUUGCAGCAGUAUGAGAACUAUGGAAAAGAGUAUCAGAGGGAAAGAGAGCGCAAAUUUGGAGCAUCGCCAGUGGUGGUCUCAUAUUAAAUUUGUACACCAAGCAUUAUUGUAGCUAGCCCAUGACAGCCUUAGUAUUAGCUGUGUAUAGCGUGAGGUAGAGGCUUGUAAUAGGAGUAUGCAGUGUAAUACUUGUUCAGCUCGCAAA
Molecule: messenger RNA, 1219 nt
Organism: Serpula lacrymans var. lacrymans S7.9
Lineage: Eukaryota; Fungi; Basidiomycota; Agaricomycetes; Boletales; Serpulaceae
Exons: 3
Coding region: 157-1101 (314 amino acids)
Molecular function (GO): protein binding
Source: RefSeq, a predicted model, not a curated record